Aspergillus puulaauensis is the source of this 273-nucleotide messenger RNA. Its product is annotated as heat shock factor-binding 1 family protein. NCBI's taxonomy places the organism in Eukaryota, Fungi, Ascomycota, Eurotiomycetes, Eurotiales, Aspergillaceae. The transcript has 3 exons. Gene Ontology annotation, molecular function: transcription corepressor activity. Bases 1 to 273 code for a protein of 90 amino acids. The record is from RefSeq and is a predicted model, not a curated record.
AUGUCCACCAACGACGCAUCCGUCCCCGCGGAGACCAACAGCCUCUCCCCUUCCGCCCCUGCGACAAACAAGACUCAGAGCACAGAUGCCCAAGGCCAAUUCACCGAAGCUGUGGAUGAAUUGAUAGACCAGCUGCAGCAUAAAUUCGAUACCGUGUCCAGGGAUAUGUUUGGGAAGUUUGAUGAUAUGGCAAGACGACUAGAUGAUUUGGAGGCUUCGUUGAGUGUUGCGGCAGAUGCGGGGGCAACGUCGACCUCGACUCCGGCCAAAUAA